AUGUCGUCGGGCGAGGAGCCUCCGCUCCUGCCAACUCCCUCCACAUUUUCUGACGGGCUCGCGCCGACCCGCAUCGUGGUGGCGUGCACCUUCGACCCGCUCGGUCUGCAAGGGCCGCUGCACGUCUGGCUCCACUCGCUCACCGGCCUGCGCUGCGAGAUCAGCUGGGUCGGCUACGGAAUGGUCCUCGACGCCGUUGCCGACGCCAGCAGCGCGUGGGGCUCCAACGACGGCGGGCUCAACGUGCUUCUACUGCGGUGGUGCGACAUGCGUCGCGCAAACUACUCGGCGCUUGAAGACGCCGCGGCGCUGCUGCUCGAGGCGCUGCGAGCCUCCAUCGCCAGGCGAGGCGCGCCGACGCUCGUCCUGCUGCCGCCGCCGGCUGCCGACGGCGACGGCGGCGAGGCGGCGACGGCGCUCACAGCCGAACUGCGUGCCAUCGGCGGCGCCUGCGUCGUCGUGGACAGCGGCGAGCUGCGCGGCGCGCUCGGAUCGCUGCGUCGCUUCCACUCGCCGUUUCUCGACCAGGUUGCGCACUCUCCGUACUCGCCCGAAGCGUGCAGCGUCUUUGCGGCGAGCAUCAGCCGCGAAGUGGUGUACUGCCUCGACUGCGACAACACGCUGUGGGGCGGCGCCGUCGGAGAGCUCGGCCCACACGGUGUGGCGCUCAGCGACGCGUUUCUGGCGGUGCAGCGGCGGUUUGUGGAGAGGCAGCGGCGUGGCGCGCUGCUCUGCCUCGUCUCUCGCAACGUCGAGGAGGACGUGCUGCGCGAGCGGCGCGACGAGCUGCUGCUGCGCGACGAGCACGUCGUCGCCAUCCGCGCCGCGCCAGACAUGCGCAAGUCCGCCGCUGUCCUCGACCUCGCAGCGACCCUCUGUCUCGACGCCGCCGCCUUUACGUUUGCCAUCGCCGCUUACCUGGACGCGUGCUGGGCGCUCGACGAGCCGCCGCCGGCCACCUCGACGGGCGGUCCGGCGGCGCCGACGGCGGAGGAUCUCGCACGCACCGCUCUCUACCGACAGCUCGACGAGCGGAAGAGCUUCGUGUCGUCGGCGGCGGCUGCCUCGUCGAUGGACGCGUUCGCCGCCUCGUUCAACUUGCGUGUCGACAUCGGCUUGCUCGACGAGGAGGCGGCGGAGCGGGCCGCGCAGCUGACGGAGCGGACUAACCAGCACAACGCGUGCAAGUGCCUCACCGUCGACGCGAGCGACCGGUUCGGCCACCACGGUCUCAUCGGGCUCAUCGUGCUCGACGGGGCCGCGACGGUGGAUGCAGGGUCGAGCAGGGCGAGUGGUGCCGAGGCGGAGGCGGAGGGGGGAGGGGAGGAGGAGCAGGGGGCGGAGGAGGGAGGGGCGGAGGAGCAGGCGGCGGGGGCGGAGGGCAUCGAGCACAUGAUGAUGCGACACGCCGCGGGGGUCGCUGCAGAGCGCGGUGCCACGCACCUCGGCGUGCACUGGCGCAAGGCCGACCGAAACGAGCCGGCGGCCGCCUUCCUCUUCUCGCUGCCGGGCGUCCGGUUCGCGCCGGCGGAGACGGAGGCGGGCGUGGCGGCUUUGGGGCUCGGGGCGCUCGACCGCGAAACGCUCGAGGCGGGGGCGGAGGAGGCCGGAGGCGGCGAGGCGGCGCCGCCGCUGCCUCCACCCGUGCUCGCGCGACCGGCGGCGGUGGAUUUGGAGGACGCGGCGGCGGUGGAGGGUGCGGUGGAGCUCGCUGUGGCAUCCGCCGUCGACGCAGGCCGGCGUCCAGCACUCGUCGACUUCCCUCCUCUUUCCGCGCUCGAGUGCGUGCCGGCCGCAGCGCGCAGGCAGCUCGUGCGGCGCCUCAAGUCGCGCGUGGCCAAGGCGCGCGGCGGCGAGCUAGCCAGGCCCGCGGCGCGGCUGGAGGUGGGCCUGCUGCUGCGCGGGCGUGUGGGCGGCGAGCUCUGCCGCCGCGGCGCAGGGUGCGCCCAAGCUGGCUGCCCCUUUGUGCACCCCGAGGGAUGGACGGAGCCGCCUCCGACUUCAAAGGAGGAGCAGGCGGCCGCUGCGGCCGCCGCGGCGGCGGCCGACGCAACGCGGCCCGGAGGCCGACCGCGCGACCCAACGUACGGGCAGAUCUCCCAGUACCGCAAGUUCGAGCGGCCCGAGGCGGGCGUGGUUCUGAUCCCGGUGGAAUCGGCCGCCGCCGCCGCCGUCAGCUUCGCCUCGCCCCUCGCCUCGGCGGCUUCCGCCGCCACCGCACGUCAGCCGCAGCCGCAGCCAGAUGCUUCCGCCGCCGCGUCGCUGCCGUCCGCUGAGCAGUCGCCGCCGCCGCCGCCGCCGCCGCCGCCGCCGCAGCAGCAGCAGCAGCAGCAGCAGCAGCAGCAGCAGCGGUCGGGCUUCGAGUCGAAGUCAGCCCUCGCACUACACGCAGACACGUAUCACAGCCUGGCCGAGAGCCUCUCCUCACGGCCGCGCCAGCUGCACGAGUGGGUGGCGAGGGAGAGCGCGGCGACGCACGAGCUGCCCGAGGCGUUCCGAGAGGUGUGGGCGCAGUACGAGGAGCGCGCGGGCGGCGAGAAGGGCGGAGGAAGAGGAGGCGCCGGGAAUGAGGGGGCGGAGGGCGGCGGCGUGGCGGUGGACGAGGAGGCUGGGCUCGACGUGGAGACGCUGCACGCGAGGCUGCGGCGGCGCAUGCGCCACUCGAUGCACGUCAUCCUGCAGGAUGCCAACCCGGACAGCUACUACAGGGACGUCGUGCACCCCGCGACGGUAGACUAG
This is a messenger RNA of Emiliania huxleyi CCMP1516, 2739 nucleotides long. RefSeq lists its product as hypothetical. The transcript is spliced from 9 exons. The coding region runs from base 1 to 2739 and encodes 912 amino acids. Lineage: Eukaryota; Haptophyta; Isochrysidales; Noelaerhabdaceae. The record is from RefSeq and is a predicted model, not a curated record.